AUGAGUGGUGCUGAUUUUGUGUUGUCUGCCACUACUACCAAUAAUAACAAUGGUGAUGAUACUAUUCAUCAAAAGAUACAAUUAUUUACUCAAGCUAUUGGUGAGGUAGACCAAGAAGGAAAGUCAACAACUAAUGCAAGUAGUGCUCGUAGGUGGAGUUUUUCAUCAGAUUCUUCAUCCUCCUCUUCUCAUUCGUCAAAUUCAUCAUCGGGUGCAGAUGAUACUGCUGAUGAUGAAGAUGAAGAAAUAACAAUGGUUUGGAAUAAUGCAACUGACAGUAAUGUUGAUAAUAAUAUUGAAACUAGUGUUACAACUCCUUUGAAUAAUAAGAUUGUUAUUAUUACGAAUGAGGAGGACAUUGGAGAGGAAGAAAAUACAUUAUCAGACUCAUCAGAUAUUAUUUCGAAUACUUAUAAUUCAAUAGAACAGAAGGAAGAAGAUAAACCAGUCGUACCUUCUUAUGAAAAGUUUAGUUUGAAAGAACAGUUGAAACUCAAGCUUCCUUCUUCAAUACUUCAUCUCACUUCUCCUAAUAACACAACUAGUAAUAAUAACAGUUCAACACAAUUUACAACAACAACACUAACAGACAAUAGUUCAAAAUCAAGCUCUCCACAAACACCAACCGAGAAACCAACAACAAAUGGUGAUGAAUCACUGCAAAUCAUGGAAUUAAAUAUUGAAAGUCCAAAUGAAGAGUUAGACGAUACAUCGAGGAGAUUUACAUUCAAUUCUACCGAUAUUAUCAAGGCAGUUUUUGAAGGAAAACACGAUGAGGAAGUUGGAAAACUGUUACAAACAGAUGUUUCUGAUUAUUUAACACAACUAGUCAAGAGGAAAAAUCAAAUUACCAAUCCAGUGGUGAUGCCGAGUCCCUCUCCUAUCAAGAGGAUGAACUCUACCUUCCUCACUCCUUCUACACCUUUAGGGAUGACAAAGUCUGGCUCAUCUAGUGAUAUAUCCAGUCCUUGUUCAUCACCAAAUUUGGACAAAUUGAAUACAAUUAUUGAAAAGAAAAAACUUUCCAGGUCUAAUACUACUGUUCACAAUUAUACACUCUCCCCAGAAUUAAAGCAGAGAAGAAAAAUUACAGCAAUUGGAUCCGGAAUGAUUCCAAAUGAUUUUAAUAUGGUACAAUCUCCAUUGAGUGAUUAUGGAAUUGAUUUUUCACAAUCUGAUAGCAAAAUAACUGCUUCCAAAAGGUCGAUGAGCAUUGGGCCAAAUCUUCAAUCCUACUAUUCUUCAUCUACAAAUGCAAUGAAGAGUGAUCCUAACUCUGUUUCAACAGACGAUAUUUACAGAGUUACAAUUCUAGGAUCUGUUGGUGUUGGAAAAUCAUCAUUAAUUAACAAAUUUAUUAAGGGAACAUUCUCCAAUGAGUAUAAUUCUACAGUUUUCGAGGAUAUUUAUCACAAGCCACUCAUGUUUUUGAAAUAUCAGGAAAUUAAGCUUUUGGAAAUAUUGGACACAAGUGCCCUACACAUCAAACAUUACAAAAAUAAGGCAAAUCAAGAGGAUGAAUCACCAUCCAUGGAGAUACCUUCAAGUUUUCUUAGUGAUUAUAUUAUUAACUGUGAUGCAUACAUACUAGUGUACAGUGUGGAUGACAUUCAAAGUUAUAAAUAUUGUAAGGAUAUUUACAAAUCAAUUGUCGGUCAGAAAAAGAUGGCUGGUCUUAAAAGAACUAGAUCAAACUUGAGAGCUAGUGGAAACAGUCUCAUAGCAACGCCAAGAACAGUUGCUCGAUCUGAUGUUCCUCUUGUCCUUGUUGGAAACAAGUCAGAUGUUGGAAUUGAGGAAAAAUUUAUUGAUUCAAAAGUAGUUUGGGAAGAUGUACAUACAGAGCUAGCAUUUGGUUCAAAUUGUUCUUUUGUGGAAACUAGCGCCAAGAAGGAAGAUGUUGAUUGUAUUUUCCAAGCACUUGUAAAUAGAAUUUGUUUGAGGGAAGAACCAAAGACUUCUUCCAAAAUACAAAUAUCCUCUUCACUUCCAACCAAAAAGACAGGUCAACACGAUUCAAAUAAAAAGUGUGUCAUUCUGUAG
Molecule: messenger RNA, 2043 nt
Organism: Naegleria gruberi
Lineage: Eukaryota; Heterolobosea; Eutetramitea; Acrasida; Naegleriidae
Product: ras family small GTPase
Exons: 1
Coding region: 1-2043 (680 amino acids)
Biological process (GO): signal transduction
Cellular component (GO): plasma membrane
Molecular function (GO): GDP binding; GTPase activity; GTP binding
Source: RefSeq, a predicted model, not a curated record